AUGGCCUCCAAGCAAGCACACAAGCGCCUUACCCGCGAGUACAAACUCAUUGUGGAGAAUCCGCCGCAGUUCAUCGAGGCUCGCCCGAAUGAGGACAACAUACUUGAGUGGCACUACAUUCUCCUGGGCCCACCGGACACACCAUACGACGGCGGCCAGUACCAUGGCACGCUUACGUUCACGAGCGAGUAUCCGUUCAAGCCGCCGGCCAUUCGCAUGAUCACGCCGCUGGGCCGCUUCAAGACAAACUCGCGAUUGUGCCUCUCAAUGAGCGACUAUCACCCAGACCAGUGGAACCCGGCGUGGUCGGUGGCCACGAUUCUCACGGGGAUGUUGAGCUUCAUGACCGGCAACGAGUCAACUACGGGAUCCAUUGCCACAAGUGACGCGCACAAGAAGCAGUUGGCGGUCGAGUCUAAGGUGUGGAACGUUGCGGAGAAUAGCCGGUUUGUGAAGCACUUCCCCGAGGUAGUGGAGGCGAAUAAGCGCGAGUUGGCUGCGCCGCCAAAAAAAAAGCCGCUUUUGCGUGAGGAAGCGAACCAGAUGGAUCUCGCGAGACUCGAGGCGGAAACGGUUGUGGAGAAUGCAACGUUGCUCGAUCCAGAGGACCGUGCGCGCGCCAUGGCCACGAAGGUCGUGACGACCCGAAACGGGGGAAGGAGUGUGUUCGUGUACUGCGCCGUGGCCGCGAUCGUGGUGGCACUCGUCAAGCAGGUGAUAAUGAAGUAG
Molecule: messenger RNA, 729 nt
Organism: Babjeviella inositovora NRRL Y-12698
Lineage: Eukaryota; Fungi; Ascomycota; Pichiomycetes; Serinales
Product: E2 ubiquitin-conjugating protein
Exons: 1
Coding region: 1-729 (242 amino acids)
Source: RefSeq, a predicted model, not a curated record